AUGCACCCGCAUCUGCAUACCAAGAACGCAUUAGCGUGCGAAGAAAUCAUCGCCGCCCUCGAAGAAUGCCACAACAGAGGCUUCAUGCACAAAGCCACCGGCGGGUGCAACGACGUCAAGGACAAAGUGAACCAGUGUCUACGACUCGAGCGGGGAAAGCUACAAGCGGAGAACAGGGCGGCGGCGAGGGAGAAGCGCGACAGGAUCAAGGAGGAGCAGAAGGCCUUGGGUCUCUAG
Molecule: messenger RNA, 237 nt
Organism: Metarhizium brunneum ARSEF 3297
Lineage: Eukaryota; Fungi; Ascomycota; Sordariomycetes; Hypocreales; Clavicipitaceae
Cellular component (GO): mitochondrion
Source: RefSeq, a predicted model, not a curated record